AUGCGGGAACAUCAUCGGGAAGAGAAGUGGAAUCGUUCUUGGGAACAUCCUACUUGGGGCGCUUCCAACACUGCUCUAGCUAGAUGGCUUCCUCCAGUUUAUGAAGAUGAACUAAGCCAGCCCAGAGGAUGGAAUCUUGGUUUCUUACAUCAUGGAUUUCCAUUGCCUUCGGUACGUGAAGUGACGAGAAAAAUUAUUGAGGCGUCUAACGAGGCUGUCACUGAAGAUGAGUUAUAUUCUGAUCUGAUCACUGUGUGGGGCCAGUAUAUCGACCACGACCUGGCCUUCACUCCUCAAAGUGAGAACCCACCUUCCUUCCAGGGAGCCCUCAACUGCCAAGUGACCUGUGCAAACCAAAAUCCAUGCUUCCCCAUACAGAUCUUCUCCAAUGAUACAUUCUCUACAAGGAUGGAUUGCAUCCCUUUUUAUCGUUCAACGCCUUCAUGCUCCACUGGCCAACAGGGGAAAGCGUUAGGAAAUCUAUCGGCGGAAAACCCAAGGCAACAGAUGAAUACAGUUACUUCCUUCCUGGAUGCCUCGACUGUUUACGGCAGCACAGCUGCUGCGGAGAGCAGGCUAAGGAAUCUGACCAGCGAAGGAGGCCUCCUUAGAAUUAACCUGCGGCAUUUUGAUAAAGGGCUUGGAUAUCUUCCUUUUGUUGACCAGGUGCCUUCUCCUUGCGCCCAAGACCCAAGGGAGGACAAAGCAGAGAGGAUCGAGUGCUUCAUGGCUGGCGAUACCAGGUCGAGUGAAGUGCUUUCCUUGGCUGCUCUGCACACUCUCUGGUUGCGAGAGCACAACCGCCUGGCCAAAGCCCUAAAGGAGCUGAACCCCCACUGGGCUUCCGAAACCGUCUAUCAAGAGACUCGCAAAAUGGUUGGUGCCUUACAUCAGAUUAUUACCAUCAGGGAUUACAUUCCCAAGAUCAUCGGUCCGGAUGCUUUCGAACAAUACAUUGGUCCGUAUCAAGGCUACGAUCCCACAAUCAACCCAACAGUCACCAACGUAUUUUCGACCGCAGCCUUUCGCUUUGCUCACGCUGCAAUUCAUCCACUGGUGAAGAGGCUGAACCCACGGUAUAAGGAAGACCCAACGCUUCCUAAUCUUUACUUGCAUGAGGCUUUUUUCACUCCCUGGAGACUCAUUAAAGAAGGUUAUAAUGAUUGGCGAGAAUUCUGUGACUUGCCAAGGCUGAGGACUGAACAGGAGUUGAUGACAGCAAUAGAGAAUAAAACCGUUGUCCAAAGAAUUAUGGAACUCUACAGAAGCCCCGACAAUAUCGAUGUCUGGCUGGGGGGAAUCGUAGAAACUAUUCACCCUGAUGUCAGAACCGGCCCCUUGUUUGCAUGUAUCAUUGGAAAGCAAAUGAAAGCGUUGAGAGAUGGCGAUAGGUAA
Messenger RNA from Thamnophis sirtalis, 1395 nucleotides. NCBI's taxonomy places the organism in Eukaryota, Metazoa, Chordata, Lepidosauria, Squamata, Natricidae. The record is from RefSeq and is a predicted model, not a curated record.